Messenger RNA from Schizosaccharomyces octosporus yFS286, 1197 nucleotides. RefSeq names its product CDC50 domain-containing protein. The record is from RefSeq and is a predicted model, not a curated record. NCBI's taxonomy places the organism in Eukaryota, Fungi, Ascomycota, Schizosaccharomycetes, Schizosaccharomycetales, Schizosaccharomycetaceae. The coding region runs from base 1 to 1197 and encodes 398 amino acids. Gene Ontology annotation, cellular component: Golgi apparatus; endoplasmic reticulum; plasma membrane. The transcript is spliced from 2 exons.
AUGUCGGAUUCUGUAGAAGAGAAUAAUAUUGAUCAUUCUGCUGAUCAAACUAACAAGAAAUCUCGUGCACCUCCAAACACCUCGUUUCGUCAGCAGAGAAUUAAAUCAUGGCAGCCUUUGUUAACCCCCAAAACGGUGCUUCCUUUGUUUUUCAUUUUGGGUAUCAUUUUUGGUCCAUUAGGAGGCGGCCUUUUAUAUGCGAGUUCUACCGUGCAGGAAUUGGUCGUGGAUUAUACUGAUUGUGAGAAAUUGGCUAAUUAUGAUACGUUCACAGAGAUUCCUUCGAAAAAAUUUAAAGCAGCUUUUGACUACUCCUUAGUAGCGAAAGCAAAAAAUCCAACACCAUCAUGGAAAUUGUCCACCACCCACGACAAUGAUUUGAACCUGGAUAUCAAGGUUUGCAAGGUUCGUUUUAAUGUCCCAUCUUUAAUGAAAGCGCCCAUUUUUCUUUAUUAUCGCUUAACCAACUUUUAUCAAAAUCAUCGCCGUUAUGCAAAAAGCUUGGAUGAAAAACAAAUUCGUGGAUACGCUCAGAGUGCAGAGGAUGUGAAAUCUUCAGGAUGCUAUCCGUUAGAGUCUAAUGAAGAAGGAAAACCGUACUAUCCUUGUGGCUUGAUCGCCAAUUCAUUAUUUAACGAUACUUUUUCAAUGUUAAAUCGCGUUGUUAACGAGGAAAUAAAAGACUUCUAUCAACUUAACUCAAAGAAUAUUGCUUGGGCAUCUGAUGCUAGUCGCUUUAAGAAAACGCAAUACAAGCCUAGCGAAGUUGUGCCUCCCCCAAAUUGGGUUUUGAGAUACCCUAACGGAUACACAGAUGACAAUAUGCCUGAUUUGUCUACCAUGGAAGAAUUACAAGUCUGGAUGAGAACCGCUGGAUUACCAACAUUCAGCAAACUCGCGAGACGCAACGACAAAGACCACUUAAAUCCAGGUACUUAUGAACUAGAUAUUGGGCUUCAUUUUCCUGUCAAAGAUUACGAUGGAACCAAGUCUAUAGUGCUUACCACUCGCUCUGUUUUAGGCGGUAAAAAUCCGUUUCUCGGAAUAGCUUACAUUGUGGUGAGUGUUGUAAGUGUAGUUUUAGGUACAUUAUUUACAUUACGACACUUCAUCCGACCUAGAAAACUGGCAGAUCAUCGCUACUUAAACUGGGACUCUGAAGACAAUAACAUCGCUCCUCGUUUGGGUGGACUUUAA